Miniopterus natalensis is the source of this 4476-nucleotide messenger RNA. It is a transcript of the gene TIMP3, whose product is annotated as TIMP metallopeptidase inhibitor 3. The record is from RefSeq and is a predicted model, not a curated record. Gene Ontology annotation, molecular function: protease binding; metalloendopeptidase inhibitor activity. Gene Ontology annotation, biological process: negative regulation of endopeptidase activity; response to cytokine; negative regulation of membrane protein ectodomain proteolysis. Lineage: Eukaryota; Metazoa; Chordata; Mammalia; Chiroptera; Miniopteridae. Gene Ontology annotation, cellular component: extracellular matrix.
CGGCCCUUUGGGCACUCGGAGCGCAGCGCGCCCCGAGGUCAGAGUUGCCCCGUCCGGUCGGGCGGACGAGCUCCGGCCGCAGCAGCCCCGGCGCCGGCGCGCACCGCAACUUUGGAGAGGCGAGCGGCAGCCCCCGCAGCGGCAAUGACUCCCUGGCUCGGGCUCGUCGUGCUCCUGGGCAGCUGGAGCCUGGGGCACUGGGGCGCCGAGGCGUGCACAUGCUCGCCCAGCCACCCCCAGGAAGCCUUCUGCAACUCCGACAUAGUGAUCCGGGCCAGAGUGGUGGGGAAGAAGCUGGUGAAGGAGGGGCCUUUUGGCACAUUGGUCUACACUGUCAAGCAGAUGAAGAUGUACCGCGGGUUCAGCAAGAUGCCCCACGUGCAGUACAUCCACACGGAAGCGUCCGAAAGUCUCUGUGGCGUUAAGCUGGAGGUCAACAAGUACCAGUACCUGCUGACAGGCCGUAUCUAUGAAGGUAAGGUGUACAUAGGACUGUGCAACUUCGUGGAGCGGUGGGACCAGCUCACCAUCUCCCAGCGCAAGGGGCUGAACUAUCGCUAUCACCUGGGUUGUAACUGCAAGAUCAAGUCCUGCUACUACCUGCCUUGCUUCGUGAGCUCCAAGAACGAGUGUCUCUGGACCGACAUGCUCUCGAAUUUCGGUUACCCCGGCUACCAGUCCAAACACUACGCCUGCAUCCGGCAGAAGGGUGGCUACUGCAGCUGGUACCGAGGAUGGGCCCACCCAGACAAGAGCACCACCAAUGCCACAGACCCCUGAGCACCAGACCCUGCCCCGCCUCACCUCCCUCCCUUCCCGCUGAGCUUCCCCUGGACACUAACUCUUCCCAAAUGACGACAAUGAAAUUAGUGCCUGUUUCCUUGAAAAUUUAGCACUUGGAACACUUAAAAGAAAAGUCUGUGCUGUCAUACGGAGUUUAUUUGGAAACAUCCUCCUGGCCCCACCCGACCCCUUCUUUUUGGUUUUGACAUCACCUAUUUCCACCCCUGGGAAUUUUCGGUGCCAUGCCAGAGAGAAUGAGGAAUGUUCACUCCUCUUCCUCCUGAUAACAUAAUCUAUAUUUUUUUAGGAAAACAAAAAUAAAAAAACUAGCGUAUUUGGGCACUGUAAUACCUAGCCCACUCUCUCCUUCCCCAGCUCGGCAUCUCCCAGACCCUCCGCCCUUUGCCCCCCUCCACCCCAGCCCAUAAGGAACAGACAAGGGCGCUGCUGAGAGGCCAGCUGGUUCGGGAUCAGUCAAGGGUAGCAAACAGAUAGACUCAAGGUAUGCGGAGGAUCUUGCACACCGAGGAGAUGCUACUGCGCGUCCCAACCAGACUCUGUCUGUCUGUGUCUCUCUGUAUAUAAGGGGGGUAGGGGGAGGAAGAAGCUGUGAUGGAGGGUCUGAGAGGAUGCAGCACACAUAGCUGCCCCAGCCCAGGGAUGCUCGGGUUGACCAGAUGUCCCCAAGUCUGGAGCACACAGCCAGGCCAGAAUAACAGAGCUUUCUUAGUCCGUGAAGACUUAACACCUGCCUGAGGUCAGGAGGUAAUUUGCCUGCCUUGUACAAAGCUCAGGUGAAAGACUGAGAUGAUUGUCUUUCCUCCCCUCUCCCCGCAAGAUUUCCUCCUGGAUAACUCUUUGGUCGAUCUGGCCGGGAGCUUGCCCUUACGUAAAUUGGAGACAUGCACACGCCAUACACUAUCCACAGAUAUAGCCAAGGAGACUUGGGUAGAGAAUACUAUUUCCAAAGUAGCGUUUAGCUCACCUACGGGGCUAUGUUUAUACACACUUUUGCAUACACACACACACACACACACGGGGACAUACGCUGAUUUUUUUAUAGGACACAGAAUUCUGUUCGAUGCUGUCAAAUACACCAAUAGUUUAAUCUCCUCUAUUUUGUUGUUGUUGCUUGUUUGAAGAAAAUCAUGACAUUCCAAGUUGCCUUUUUUUUUUUUUCAUUUUAAUUAAAAUUUGAGAUUCUGAACACCCUCAGCAUUCCUUUAACUGGGGUCAUCUGGCCUCUGCCCCACUCCUUUCUCCUGCUUCAUGUUUGGGGCCUUCAUUUAACUGCCUUACUGGCUGGGCUCAGAUGGGAGAUGAGAGUGAGUGUGGGUCAGGGGCCUGGGCACCGGAGGGAAAGCUGCAGAGUGUCCCGCCAAGGCCCGAUGGCCACCUUUCCUGGGUUUGGAGACAGUUGCUUCUCUUUCUCCAACUCGCUGGUGGGUGAACGCCACCUCCUGAGGUCCUCACCUCAUGGUUUUAUUAAAUUGGUGGUCACUGGGGAAGCCUGACUCUGCAAUCAGCUGUAGGGUUUUUUGUUGUGUGUGUGUUUUGUUUUGUUUUUUUUUUGAAAUAAAACUAUAAUAUAAAUUCUCCAAUUAAAUAAAAUUAUUUUAAGUUUUAGUGCUGAAAUGAGAUGCGGAGGGUAGGCGAUAAUGUGUAUUUCAGAAUUGGGGGGGGGCGGGCGGUGACAUGUAACAUGACUGCUCUCUUUUUUCAGAUUAUGGGUAUUUAUCCUCUGUUAGUAUCUGUAUCUUCAGUUCAUUCCGCUUUAGGAAACAGAGCUGCCAAUUGAAACAGGAGAACAAAAAGCAGGCGACAUGUGAUGUCUCGCACGCACACGCAAAUGCCCAGGCAGGUGCUUGGCUGAACCCCAGAGGGGAAGACAGUACAGGCAUCCGGCUUCCUUAGGACCGAUCCCAUGACCUUGCACCUUUCACCUUGCGGUCAUGACAUUUGGCACGCAGGAAACAGGAGGCUUUGCCAUCUCGAUGGGGCAGUGUGAGCAGAAGGAGCUGAGGUCAGCAGGCCAGUGGCUUUUAAGGGGUAAGCCCCAGACUUGGUGUUUUUAAGAUUUUAUUUCAACCUCAAAGUCUUAUAAGGCGGAACCCCUAAUCCAACCUGUCCAAGUGCCCUCCCACAGCCGCUGACAUGAGCCUCUCCUCCAUGAGGCAUCUGACCAUUCUUGGUCCCUGCUGGGGUCACCUCCACUCACACAGCAGGGAGUUGGGGUGAGGCCUGAGCACGAGUCACCUGAAAUUUCCCUGCAGACAAGUUGGGCGGGACCGCAGGCCAUUUGCCAGGCCCUGGUGAGGAGAACAGGUCCUGGGCUACGAAGGGCCCUUUGCAAAGCGGUGUUGUCAGAGGGCGGUUGUUGAGCUUUCUCUAAGCUAUAGCUUUGUAUAUUUCACCUGUUCACUUACUGUAUAAUUUAAAGUCAUUUAUGUAGCUGAGACACUUCUAUAUUUCAAUCAUAUCGUGACGUUUUAUUUUGCUAAAUCAUGUCAUGUGUAGGCUGUAAUAUGUGUACAUUGUGUUUAAGAGAAAAAAAAAAUGAAACCCACAUGCCACCAUUUUCCCGAAUCAAAUUCUACAGUGGAAUGGAGGGUAAAUACUUCUGUGCAGGCAGCUGGACUGGCGAACGGGGGAAGCGAGAAGGAACUAGCACGAGACCCUCCGGCCUCCUCUUGGUCAGCGCCCUGUGCUUCCCGGAGCAGGCAGGAGGCGGGGGAAACGGCAAGUGCAUUCGUGUCCUUGCUCAGUAUCAACUGGCCCCGGGCAGUCUGCCGGUCAUUCCCAUCCCUUUUCCCCACUAGUCCCUAUGGCCAUCCAAUUGGAAAGCCAUGAUUUCUCCUAAAUCCUGGGCCAUGAGAGCCGGAAUUCCAAGGUCUCGGUGUCCCCUGGCCAUCUCCCUGCCUCCCUCCCCAGGAAACCCCAGCCUAAGCUCUGCCUCUCAGUCCAGUGCUCCAGCUGGCAGGGCAUAUAAUACUGGGAGACUCCUCCUGGGCUUCACCCUCACACAGCCCCAGACCUGAACGGUGGUCAAGCUAUAGCCCACGAGCACCACUUUUCAUACCAUGGUUCUCGGGCAAUUUAAGAAAGAGACGAUUUAUAGGGACAGCUCUGUCUCAGAGGCACCGAGGGAGACGAUACCCUUCCCUGCCCCAGCCCGUCACCCUGUGCUUGAUGGCCAACAUGGAUUAUCCUAAGAUGAUACCUAAGUGUUUGGCUCCCGGCUGCCUAAAGUAAAAAUACCACUGAAAUAGUUUUAUACAAGAAAAACAAACGCUUUGAAGGUCGGAUGGCAAAAGGAAAACAGAAUGGGGAUGGGCAGGAGAGAGAGGUUUCAACAGCCUCCUAAAUGGCUCUUAGGAGGUGCGAGAAGGGGAAGAGUUAGAGACCGGUUCACGCUCGGAGAGGGCCCCCUAGUCUCCCACACCCCCGCCUUCCCCCUUAGCCAGUCUGCUGCCCUGAGACCCAGAAGUGAUGGAGAGACACCAACCAGAGAAAACCCUGUCCAGAAGGAAUGUAUUUGUUGCUAAAUUUCGUAGCACUGUUUACAGUUUUCCUCCAUGUUAUUUAUGAAUUUUAUAUUCCGUGAAUGUAUAUUGUCUUGUAAUGUUGCAUAAUGUUCACUUUUUAUAGUGUGUCCUUGAUUCUAAACAGUAAAGUGGUUUUAUUUCUAUCACA